CGGGCGGGGGCAGCAUGGCGGCCGCGUAGCCGCCCGGCCGGAGACCAUGUCCGGCCCGCGGGAGCCGGCCGACGCCGCGCCCUUCCUCAGCCAGGCGGACGACCCCGGGGAGCCCCCCGCCCAGCAGGAACGGGGCGCGGGGGGCCCGCGGCGCCUCCCCGGCCUGUCCGCCCCGCGCUCCGUCCUCAUCGUGGCCGUCCUCUGUUACGUCAACCUCCUCAACUACAUGGACAGGUUCACCGUGGCCGGUGUGCUCCCCGAUAUUGAGCAGUUUUUCGGCAUAGGCGACAGCAGCUCUGGCCUCAUCCAGACAGUUUUUAUCAGCAGUUACAUGAUUUUGGCGCCUGUGUUUGGCUACCUGGGAGAUAGAUACAACCGGAAAUACAUCAUGUGUGGAGGGAUAGCGUUCUGGUCACUGGUAACACUGGGCUCCUCGUUCAUCCCUAAGGAGAGAUUUUGGCUCCUCCUCCUGACCCGGGGGCUGGUGGGGGUCGGGGAGGCCAGUUAUUCCACCAUCGCCCCCACCCUUAUUGCCGACCUCUUCGUGGCCGAUCAGCGGAGCCGCAUGCUUAGUAUCUUCUAUUUUGCCAUCCCUGUGGGGAGCGGUCUGGGCUACAUCGCUGGCUCGAAGGUGAAAGACGUGGCCGAAGACUGGCACUGGGCGCUCAGGGUGACCCCGGGCCUAGGGGCGGUGGCCGUGUUGCUGCUGUUCCUGGUGGUGCGGGAGCCGCCUCGGGGAGCCGUGGAGCGCCGCUCGGACGACCCCCCGCUCAGCCCCACGUCGUGGUGGGCCGACUUGCGGGCCUUGGGCCGGAAUCCCAGCUUCGUGCUGUCUUCGCUUGGAUUCACCGCCGUGGCCUUUGUCACGGGCUCUCUGGCACUGUGGGCCCCGGCCUUUCUUCUCCGAUCCCGGGUGGUCUUGGGGGAGACCCCGCCCUGUCUUCCCGGGGAUUCCUGCUCUUCCUCAGACAGCCUGAUCUUUGGCGUGAUCACCUGCUUGACCGGUGUCCUGGGCGUGGCCUCGGGGGUGGAGAUCAGCCGCCGGCUCCGCCGCUCCAACCCCCGGGCCGAUCCCCUGGUUUGUGCCGCCGGCCUGCUGGGCUCGGCCCCCUUCCUCUUCCUGGCUCUCGCCUGCGCCCCCAGCAGCAUCGUGGCUACGUAUGUUUUCAUUUUCAUCGGGGAGACGCUACUGUCCAUGAACUGGGCCAUCGUUGCUGACAUCUUGCUGUACGUGGUAAUUCCUACCCGCCGCUCCACGGCGGAGGCCUUCCAGAUCGUCCUCUCCCACCUGCUUGGCGAUGCUGGGAGUCCCUACCUCAUUGGCUUGAUUUCAGACCGGCUGCGUCGAGGCCGGCCCCCAUCCUUUCUGUCCCAGUUCCGGGCGCUCCAGUUUUCCCUCAUGCUCUGUGCCUUCGUUGGGGCCCUUGGGGGAGCAGCCUUCCUGGGCACUGCCAUCUUCAUCGAAGGGGAUCGGAAGAGAGCCCAGCUCCACGUGCAAGGUCUCUUGCGGGACGCUCCGUCUCCGGACGAACGGAUCGUGGUUCCCCAGCGAGGCCGCUCCACCAAGGUCCCGGUGUCGAGCGUGCUCAUCUGAGCCCGGGGCCGGGCCCGGCCCGGGAAUACCGGACGGAGCCCCCCUCGCGUCGCAGAGCUGGGGGCAGUGGGGCUCGGACCGAUCGGUUCCCCGGCCUCCCCCUGUACCUGAGACCACCCGCCUCUUCCUCCUACCUGAGACCACCCGCCUCUUCCUCCCCACCUGGCUUCCUUCUGAACCUGCGAAGAGAGAAGCCCAGACUUCGGGGCCUCUGACCCAGAAUGUGAAAGGGAGAGACAGCAUCUCAGCACGUGUGGCUCAAGUGCUCAUGCGCGCAAAUGCACGUUCACACACACACACACUAAACAAACACACGGCCUGUGCGCUCGCUCAGGCCGUGUAUGCCCACAUACCCCUGCCAGAGUUGGGCGGUCUCGGGGGAAGCUGAGCAGGGUCUCCCGAGCCCUGUACGGAUUUGAGGCGGGGGAGGAGCGAGGGAGUGGGAGUCCGUCAUUUCCCACGCCGGUCAGGGGUCCUCCUCCCUCCUCAGACCCAGGGUUGGAGAGGGCUGGCGGAUUAGGCCCCCUCUCCUGCCCCCGGGGCCGUGACCUGUCCCUUCUCUCUGGCCCCGGGUCCCCGGGGCCGGGGAGCAGGGCCGGGAGGUAGCUGAGGUGGGACUGCUGCUUUUUCCUUUGUCUAGCAGGCGGCCCCGGUGCUAUUUGUAUCUGAAUAAACUUUUAACCAGA
This is a messenger RNA of Ornithorhynchus anatinus (platypus), 2280 nucleotides long. RefSeq names its product sphingolipid transporter 1 (putative) (gene SPNS1). Gene Ontology annotation, cellular component: membrane. Lineage: Eukaryota; Metazoa; Chordata; Mammalia; Monotremata; Ornithorhynchidae. The transcript has 12 exons. Gene Ontology annotation, molecular function: transmembrane transporter activity. Gene Ontology annotation, biological process: transmembrane transport. The record is from RefSeq and is a predicted model, not a curated record. The coding region runs from base 47 to 1594 and encodes 515 amino acids.